UCUUAAUAAAAGAUUUUAAAGAAAUGGAUCAAGAUUAGAAAGUAGAAGAAUUUGUGAUUAGGAAAUCAGAAUUUUUGGGAAAAGGGUAAUAUGGUGUUGUUUAUGGAUGCUAUUCAGAUUUACAUUAGGGAAGGAAAUUAUGUGCUAAGGUAUUGAUUAAAUAGAUGCAAUAGGUUCUCCAAGCUCAAGUAGAGAAAGGCUUGAUUGAUAGAGAGAUUAAUAUCUUGGAAUAAUUAAAUAAGGUGGACAAUCCUAAUCUAGUGAAGAUUUAUCGUGUAAUAAAAGAGGAAAGAUAAAUAUAUAUAAUAAUGGAGAGAUGUACAGGAGGAGACUUAAAAGUAUUAAUGGAUCAAUACUAAUCAUAAAAAAAACAAUUCAGUUUAGAUUAAAUCCAAGACAUUGCUCGAUAAAUAAUAUUGGGAUAUAAAUCUUUAUUCGAAAACAAAGUAAUUCAUAGAGAUAUUAAACCAGCUAAUAUAUUAAUAGAAAAUAAUGGGAAAGGACAAAUAAUAGUGAAAGUAUUAAACUAAUAAAUCUAUAUAUAGUUAACUGAUUUUGGUAUGGGUAGAAUAUUAGAGGAUAUAACUAAAAAGUAUAUAUUAACAAAGGUGGGUACACCAGCUUAUGCAGCACCUUAAUUAUAUUUAGAAGAUCAAUAUUCUUCAAAAUGUGAUGUCUAUUCUGUAAUCAAAUUAAUUAAUUAUAUAUCAAUAGUUGGGUGUAAUCCUAUAUCAAUUGGCAUUUUGUAAUCGACUACCAUUUACAGCCAAAACUAUUCCAGAAUUAACACACUUCUUAAGAAGUCUUAAAGAUAAACCUUUUUAAUGUCCAGAAUUAACAUAAGAAGGACCAUAACAAGUCAAAAAAGCUAUUUAAAAUUUAAUCAAUAAAAUGAUGUCAUAUAGUGAAGAAGCAAGACCAGGAUGGGAUGAUUUAUUGAAAUGUGAAUUAUGUAAAUUCUAUUUCAUUUAUUUUUUAGUUGAUACUUCUAAAUUAGCUAAUUUUGAAGAAUAAGCAGAAACUAAAUUAUUAGAUUCUAUCUUCUUAUAUCAAUAAUAAUCAGGGCAACAAUAGUACUUUAAUGAAGCUAAGUUUAGAGAUGUUUGUAAAUACAUUGAUAAAAAUAAAAUUACUAAAACAGAUAGAGUCAAUCAUUUAGUUUCUUUAUUUUUAGCAAAGGCAGAAUUAUCAUUCAAUCUUUAAUAAUCUCUUUUAGAAUAAUUGUAUCUAUCUAAUCUUAUUAUUAUUAUAGAAAAUCUUAAUUCCCUUAUUUCAAUGUUUACCAUUUUGAAUUAAUUUAAACUUGUAUCAUUGGAUAUCGUUACAAAAUACUAAUGAAUGCGUUUGGUUUUUGUUUUAAUUAUUUGGAUGGCAUUUGUGAAGAAAUGAGAAAAAUUUAUGAUAAUCAAGCUCUUAAAUAAACUCUUUUAGAAUAUUAAAAUGAUCACAGUGAAUGGACUGAAAAAACUAAAGAAAAUGUUAGUGAAUUUUUAAAUUAAUCAAAUUCAGCUUUUCUACAUGCUGAAAAUUAAAUUAUCAAAUUAAUGAAGUCAAAUAAUUAUCCUCAUAAUAUCUAAAAUUUCUAAAAAUUGUUAUCUAUUAUUGAAAAUACAGAAUUUAAAAUUUAUGGAAGAUGGUUUUAAUUCUUUUGGAAAUAAGAUUUAAGAAAACUUUUAGUUUAUGAUAAAACUAAAUAAUAUGAUAUUGGAUACCUAAAGUAUUUAAUAUUAAUAUUGUAGAAUGUUAUGUUUGAUUGAGAAGUUUUUGAAUGUUGAUUCAGAAUUUCCUUUUGAGAAAUAUAGCGAGUAGAAUCCAUAGCAAAUUCUAUUAAAAGAUGAUAUAACAAAAUAAUAAUUAGAAGCACUUGUGCAAUCAAGAAAGAACAUUUGAG
This is a messenger RNA of Paramecium sonneborni, 1891 nucleotides long. Lineage: Eukaryota; Ciliophora; Oligohymenophorea; Peniculida; Parameciidae. The record is from the annotation of a GenBank genome assembly.